ACUCAUCAAACAAUAAACCAAACAAAAGGCUGUUUUCAUUUUGCUUUUAUUUAUUAUGCGUCUCAGAAAUUUGGCUCUGCUUACGUACUUGGUGGUUUUUUGGGGUUUGCUUAGAAACCCUAAAUAUGAGGUCCCCGUCCUUCAUCAUAAAAGCCCCUCUGAUGUGCUUCAAAAUAUGCAUUCAAAGCAUUUCACUGAAUCCCAUUCAAUGCCCCCUCUCUGCUAAUCAUUCAUUUCUUCUCUUUUUUGCUUGCCCAUAGUUUUUGACUCCCUUUUUUCCCUUCAAACUUACUGCUCUCUUUCUACUUCACUAUUUGACUCUCCUUCAUCUCCUUUACGGGUAUCUGAUUCCAGAUUUCCAGUCAUCAUCAAAUCAUCUUCUUAAAACCCAAAAUGUUCAAAGUUGAUUGCUUUUAUCCACCGUCUUUAAUUUCGGUCAUCUGAAGUGAUUCCCACUUUUUUCUUUUUUGACUUCUUCAUCAUCAUCAUCAUCUUCUUCUUCUUAGAUCAUCAAAGAGUUUUAUGUUGAUUUUCCCUGUCUUACAAGUAGAGAGAACAUAAAAUGUUGGAGUGCGAACGGAAGUCAGAAAGUGAGUUAAGUUCAUCGAGUGAGUGUUCAAUGACAAGUGAAAGCCGUAGCAGCUUCAGCCGUCUCUCCUUUGACCUCCGGUCUUCCCCGGAAAACCUUUCUCUCAAACCCCACCGAUCUUCCGACUUGGCUUACUCCGCUAUCCGUUCCGCCACCUUCGCCCGUAAAACCGGCCUCACGUCCCGUGAUUUCCAGCUCAUCCGGCGCAUCGGUUCCGGCGACAUCGGAACCGUCUACCUCUGCCAGCUUGCCGACGCAGAUGAAAAAUGCUGUUAUGCGAUGAAGGUGGUGGAUAAAGAAGCGUUGGCCAUGAAGAAUAAAGUGCAACGUGCUGAAAUGGAGAAGAAGAUCUUGAAGAUGCUGGAUCAUCCAUUUUUGCCUACUUUGUACGCCGAGUUCGAAGCUUCUCAUUUCUCUUGCAUAGUUAUGGAGUACUGUUCCGGCGGUGACUUGCAUUCUCUUAGACAUAAACAACCUCAAAAACGCUUCUCUUUGAGCUCCGCAAGGUUUUAUGCAGCUGAGGUUCUGGUAGCUCUAGAGUACCUACACAUGCUGGGUAUUAUUUACAGAGACCUAAAACCGGAAAAUGUUUUAGUAAGAUCAGACGGUCACAUCAUGCUAUCGGAUUUCGACCUUUCACUUUGCUCAGAUGCCAUCGCAGCCGUUGAAUCACCGUCAUCGUCUCCGGAUCCCACGCCUCCCCAAAACCACCGCUCUUCUCGUCCACCUACAACCCCUCUCUCCUGCCUAUUCCACCGCUUCUUCCGGUCAAAGAAGAUACAGACGCUCGCACCCAACAAUCUGUUCUUCGUGGCGGAGCCCGUCACCGCCCGGUCACGCUCCUUCGUAGGGACCCACGAGUACAUAUCUCCCGAGGUGGCAGCCGGUGGGUCCCACGGUAACGCCGUGGACUGGUGGUCUCUAGGUAUCUUCAUUUACGAGAUGAUAUACGGAGGUACACCUUUUGCGGCUCCAUCGAACGAGGUUACGCUGCGCAACAUCGUGAAAAGGCCACUCACUUUCCCAACCCACUCGCCUGCUUCUCUUCUCGAGCACCACGCUCGAGACCUCAUCUCCGGGUUGUUAAACAAGGAGCCCAACACUCGGUUGGGAUCCAAACGCGGCGCUGCCGACGUCAAAAUCCACCCUUUCUUUAAGGGACUCAAUUUCGCCCUCAUAAGGUCGCUUACGCCGCCGGAGAUUCCGGGUUUGAGGCGGUCACCCACCACGACGUCCUUUCACCAUCCUAAGAUCGAGGAACAAUCCAACGCGUUUGAUUACUUCUGAGACGCCACGUGUUCUGUCGGUUAUGCCAGAUUUUAUGACUGGCCAGUGGAGAGACAGAUAUGUAUAUUCGAGCAGUCUUUUUUUUUUUUUUUUUAAUGGUGUUAUUUGAAGUAAGAAAUUUUUAGGUUGGGAAUUAGCUAGAUUGUAUAUUUGUAUAAUAGUAAAAACAUAAUUUUAUUAUUUUAUAUUGUUUUUA
Gossypium arboreum is the source of this 2072-nucleotide messenger RNA. Its product is annotated as protein kinase PINOID. Gene Ontology annotation, biological process: protein phosphorylation. The transcript is spliced from 2 exons. Gene Ontology annotation, molecular function: protein serine/threonine kinase activity; ATP binding. The record is from RefSeq and is a predicted model, not a curated record. Lineage: Eukaryota; Viridiplantae; Streptophyta; Magnoliopsida; Malvales; Malvaceae. Bases 563 to 1876 code for a protein of 437 amino acids. Gene Ontology annotation, cellular component: nucleus; plasma membrane; cytoplasm.